Molecule: messenger RNA, 2451 nt
Organism: Plasmodium vivax (malaria parasite P. vivax)
Lineage: Eukaryota; Apicomplexa; Aconoidasida; Haemosporida; Plasmodiidae
Exons: 10
Coding region: 1-2439 (812 amino acids)
Source: RefSeq, a predicted model, not a curated record
AUGAAAAGAAAAGAUUGGUGUGUCUUUCGCGUUGUUCUCCCGGGGGGGGGGGGGGGAGGAGGAGGAGGAAAGCAAAGAUACGUAGUUCGCAGGGACGCGGGAUCACCCUACAAAAGCUUCUUCCUUUACGUGGAGGAGGUCCACAAGACGUCCGUCGUCUACCCCCUGAGAUACGUCAACGACCCCCCGAGCAAACACUCCGCACAAAUUGUCACUUACACGCGGAGGGAAACAAAGGGGAAGAAUUUAAAGCAAUUUUGCGAAGAGAAGAAAAAUCUCCACCAGAAUUUGGAGAUGACGGACGGGGAGGAGGCAGUCGUCCUUACCCUGAAGUGCCUAAAGAAAAGCAAAAGAAAGUACCACGCCUUUUUCGUGCAAAGGGGGUCGAGCUCCUUCCUCAUUAACAUUACCCUACAAGAAUUUAAUCUGUAUGAUGAGUUUUUCCUAAGGCGAAAUGACAAGUCCGCGCUGGAGAGAAGGACCUACCUGCUGGACCCCUCGAACAGUGAAAUUGAUGACGAGGUAUUCAAUGUGAGACUGAAGUUCCUCGCGGAGAGGACGCACCGGGGAGAUUCCAUUGAGGGGGACUACCUCUUCCUCGAUUCGGACGUGUUUAAAAGAAGGGUGGUGUUGGAUGACUCCUUCGCAGACGAGGAGGUGCUGGAGAACGGACUCAUCGUGAGCGCGGACCACGUGGACGAGAAGGGCGCCGAAUGUAACAAAAUCACGGAGUACCCAAGGGUGUGGGAGGAGAGAAGGGGCUUCUGCCAGAAUGGGAAGAGCCACUGCCUCAAGGGGCAGCUCGCCCACUUUGCCAGCUUGGAGGGGAAGCUAGACGGGAAGAAGCGGCUGCGCCAUAAUUACUCCUUUUUCAUGAGGAGGAAGGCCCGCUUGGGGGGGGAGGCAAUCCGCUCAAGUGAGGAGAGCCACGCGAGUGAGGAGAACCGCUCAACUGAGGCAAACCGCGCAACUGCCGCCAACCGCUCAACUGCUGCCACCCCCCCGCGGGACCUCGAGGGGGACUACCACCUGGGCCUGCAAAAGCGCGCGCACAACUUUGCGGUGAUAAGUUCCCACGCCGGGGAGGGCCUACAGAUAACACACGAGGAAGACCUCCACGGAGAGUCCGUCUCCCUGGUGCACCUCCUGAGCAACUGCUACGACUUUAACAAUGAAGUAGACCCAUCCUGCUCGGUUUACAUAAGCAUAUGGAAUGCAGAGGGGGUAGAGAAGGACGUGAGUGUCUCGAUUGAGUGCUCGAAGAGGAUCGUGGCCGAUGAGAGUACCCUCAGGAGGAGAGUCGCGUUGGCGCAGAAGGGGGAGAGCAGCGUGGUGAUCACGUUUAAGCCAAUCGCGGAUUUGCUAGUCACCCCCUGCAGGGUGGUGGUGCAGCGCCAGGAGCGCCCCGCGGAGCUGCGCCCGCAGAAGGGGAACAUCCGGGGGGAAACGCCGCCGAACAAAGCGAACCAGCCGCAUGAGCCGAACGAGCAGUACUUCGCGUUUUCCCUCGGGAGCCACUCUGAAACGGAGGAAGCGCCAGGGAAAACGCCAGGGAGAGUCAUUUGGGACAGCCCCCUCCAGUUUGAUGAGGUCCCUGGGGAUGUUAUAGAGUUGCACAAAAGAAGGCUCCAGCUGCUGGAAGAGGAAGACGACGGUGCUGCUGGCAGAGGAGGGGGAGCCCUGCGGGAAUACACAAGGAGAAUGGCAAAUUACUUUAUGGGAUGUCAAACAGGAGUGCAAGUGUUUCUCCUCCUCCUCUGUAUCAUCCUAGUGGUCAUCUUCAUCAUCCCUAGCGUGCACCCACUUAAUGGGUUCCUCCUCAAAAGGAAGUGGUUCUACACGUUGAAGAAGAUCCGAAUCCUAGCCAUUUGGAAGGUGCAGGACGUGUGUCUCUUUCUCUUUAGGAGAGUGAAAGGAACCAUUAAGAUGCUCAAGUUUAUCCUUGUGAAGGUGUGCAGGGGGAGACGUAAGCGGAGGAACGAGCGGGGCCUCAUCGGAGAGGCCUACCUGCAUAAACAGACCCGCAGGAGAAAGAGGGACGAAAAAAGGAGAAAGAAAAAGAUAAAGGGGGAGAAGCUGAAGAGGGAGCAGGAGGAGCUGCGGAGACGGAGGCACAGACGGUUGAGGCUCCACGAGGAGCAGUGUAGGGGGGGGCGAAGACAUAGGGACCGCCACGGGAGGGGCCACUCCAAGGGGGGGGAUUCUUCCAAAGCAGCGUCUGCCUCUUCCGCUGCGGCGUCUGUCUCUUCUUCCACAUCGUCCGCCUCUUCCGCCGCAGAACGGGGGAGGAAAAAGGAGAGAGCACGGCAUGCAAGCAGAAGGGGCGAAGGGGGGAAGACACACAGGGAAGGUACUCCCCCCAGUGGAGAUCAGGAGAGGCAUCACCGCGCGGGUGGAAAGGCAGCCACGAGUCGCUCCCCAAAGGGGGUUGCGGAGUGAAACGUGAGAAAG